UCAUUGAACAAUUCGGAAUGGCAGAUUAUUGGAACCGAAUGGAAUAAUAAAUUCGUUGCUAAUAAUAAUAGCACUACCACAAAUCUCGAAAAUGCUAUUACUACCACCAGCACCAGUAGCAGUAUUAUUAGUAAUGCUAGUUAUUAUCGUAGAACAAAAAGGUCACCAAGUCUAAAUACUCGAGCUUCAAGAGUAGGUGUGACGAAUUUUAUCAAUAUAAUCAAAUCCCUACACGCCGGUGAGCAAAUCCCUUACUUCCCAAUUACAGAAAAACUGCUGGAAGAAUACAUCAAUGCUAAACGAAAAUCAAUGAUAAAAUCCGGUUCAUUGGAACAAUAUUUACAACACAUACAAGCGUAUAAUAUUUCUCUGGGAUUUGGUUGGAAUGGGCUCAUUUUUGGUCCAAUUAUUAAAAAAGCGUUGGAUGAGCUAAGAACGGUCGAAGAGGAAGCUAUAAAGACAAGUUUGAUUUUGCAACAGCAUCACAAUAAUAUCAAUAAUGAUUCACUAUCCAGUAAUGAUAAAGAAAUGGUUAUGAUGAUCAUUGACGAUGAAAUAGAUGAGCAGACGAAAUCAUCAAAAAAAUUUACUGUGAUAUGUUUAGAUGCCAACUCCAACGAUUCCAGACAACUCGAUCAGCAAAUUGAGAUUUAUUUGGAUGAUAUGAAUUUUCCAAAAUCAAACCAAACUUAUAAAAAUUUUCAUUCCAACGUCGUUUCCUCAACCGCUUUUCCAACAAGUUGGGGUAAUGUUGAUGUCAAAAAACUUUAUUAUAAAGUGAUUAGAAAGAAUAAAAAAGAAAAAACCCCAGUUGAAAAUAAAACCAAGGUUGUUGACGACGACGCCAAGGGUAACGAGACAAUUAUGAUGAUUGAAAAUGAUGACAGCAAUAAUAAAGAUAUAGGCGAUAAGAAUGUCGAUGAGUCGAAAAAGACAACUGCCAUCAAAAAGAAAGCUGUUGCGAGUAAUAAUAAUGAUUAUUAUUGCAACGAUGUAAUUAUAGAAUUAAACGAUGAAGACAGCUUCAACAAAUUUUGGAAGAUUGUUAAAAAUAUAUAUAACGAAACCGACGAUAAAGAAGACCUCAAGGGAAAAGGUGAAGGUGGACCAGUGAACCAUGAUAAAAAUCCCGAUGACAAUGAUGCAGAAGAUGACGAAUAUGAGUGUGAAAUACAAUUAAUUCUUUAUCGAAAAAACAAUCAAAAAGUUGCUGUAUCAGAUACAACCACAUUUUCUUCAGUUGUUACGUUUGCUAUAAAUAAUGCAUCCGCUCCACCAAACAAACAAUUCGUUAUCAGAUCAGCAGAUAGCUCGCUCGAAUAUAUCCCAAAUGACUUGAUCAGAGAAGUUAUUUCAGGUGUUGAGCAUACCGAUAUUGUAGUGAGCUUAGAAAAUUCUCAAGGGAACGAUGAGUAUUACACAUAG
This is a messenger RNA of Entrophospora candida, 1425 nucleotides long. NCBI's taxonomy places the organism in Eukaryota, Fungi, Glomeromycota, Glomeromycetes, Entrophosporales, Entrophosporaceae. The record is from the annotation of a GenBank genome assembly.